AAAAACAAAUGUCAGAUGCAUUCACAACAUUCAUAAGUAUUUAUUAUGAUUGAAAUUCAUAAUUUAAUAUCACGUGUUAAAUUUUAUUAUGCGAAUUUACUUAAAUAAAUAAACACGAUAUUUUGACAAUAUUUUAUUUUAAAAAAUAACAAUAAUUAACAUAAACAAUUGAUCUCAGAAUUGAGUAAGUUUGAAGUUCAAUUUAAAAUACCAAAUCGGUCUACAAAAAAAAAUAAUGAAACCUUCAAUAGACGUGGAAUCAUUGCGCACAGAGCACGAGUCCGACGAACAAUGGGAAGUUCGCCGUAACUUCAUGUUGGAACAUAAAGAUGAUUUCGAAGAAGCAGAAUUGAUCACAUUGGCUCAGUUAUUCACCAAUAUAGAAUUUUUAGGUUGCAGAUACCCACCUCAGACAAUGAAGCGGAUAGCGAAACUGUCAGAAAAAGUCUCGGCAAAAUACAGGGAAAGCAGGAAGAACAAACUAAAGAGGACAUUUGUAGAAGCUAGUGACGCGGCAGAACAAAAAGCUAAAAGGACAUUUAAAUAGAUAUAUGAAUAUAGAAAGA
Molecule: messenger RNA, 566 nt
Organism: Galleria mellonella (greater wax moth)
Lineage: Eukaryota; Metazoa; Arthropoda; Insecta; Lepidoptera; Pyralidae
Product: partner of xrn-2 protein 1-like
Exons: 3
Coding region: 236-547 (103 amino acids)
Source: RefSeq, a predicted model, not a curated record